Cornus florida is the source of this 2034-nucleotide messenger RNA. Its product is annotated as MLO-like protein 3. Gene Ontology annotation, biological process: defense response. Gene Ontology annotation, cellular component: membrane. Lineage: Eukaryota; Viridiplantae; Streptophyta; Magnoliopsida; Cornales; Cornaceae. Bases 147 to 1826 code for a protein of 559 amino acids. The transcript has 15 exons. The record is from RefSeq and is a predicted model, not a curated record.
CAAAAGUCACUGGGCUUAGCUUCUCUUUUCUUAUCAUCAUGAAAAUGUACGCCAAUAUUGAUUCUGUCUUGGCCUAAGAAGGAAAAGAAAUAAAGCACCAACUGCAACAACAAUAACAAUCUGAAGCUGUUCAGAUCAUCAUCAUCAUGGCUGCCGGAGACAACUCCGUCCGCUCCCUCGAAUACACUCCCACUUGGGCCCUAGCCACCGUCUGCCUCUUCAUGGUCUCCGUUUCCAUUCUUCUCGAGCACUCCAUCCAUCUCCUCACCAACUGGCUCAAAAAACAUCGGAAGGUUGCCUUAAACGAUGCUGUGGACAGGAUUAAAUCUGAGCUGAUGCUACUAGGGUUCAUGUCACUUAUAUUAGCAGUGACACAAGUCCAAAUUUCAAAUAUCUGCAUAUCCACAAGGCUUGCAGAUAUCAUGCUUCCAUGUAGCAAACCUAAGAAUACUACUUCUACAACAACAGUUGUGGAGGAUUAUCAAGUCUAUAGUACUGUUUUUGGAGUUGUAGGACAUUUGUUACACGUCAAUGGUUUCUAUAAUAAUACUAACAACUCGUGGACACCACAUAGAGGAUUGGAUGAGGAAGAGAAGGUGCCCGUUAAUGAGACUGCAACUACUGAUUCUUGCGCUGAAGGAAAGGUACCUUUGGUGGCUCAAGAAGGGAUUCAACAGCUCCAAAUAUUCAUUUUUGUGCUAGCGGUUAUGCAAAUUGUUUACAGCCUUGUCACCAUGGGUCUGGGUAGGGCUAAGAUGAGGCGUUGGAAAGCUUGGGAAAAAGAGACUCAAACCACCGAGUACCAAGUUGCAAAUGACCCAAAUCGAUUUAGAUUCACAAGGCAAACAACAUUCGGAAGACGACACACAACCAUGUGCACUGAUACAUCAAUUUUCUUGUGGAUUAAAUGUUUUUUCAGACAAUUCUCUAAUUCAGUAGCCAAGGUUGACUACCUUACCUUGAGGCAUGGUUUCAUCGCGGCUCAUUUGUCGGCUAGGAACAAAGACUUCAAUUUUCAAAAGUACAUACAACGAUCCUUGGAGGAAGACUUUAAAGAAGUUGUCAGCAUCAGCCCUCUUAUGUGGUUUAUAGUUGUUAUCUUCAUGCUUGUGGAUGUUCAUGGUUGGAAUGUAUAUCUGUGGGUGUCUUAUGUUCCACUAUUGAUAGUGCUGUUAACUGGAACCAAACUUGAAGUCAUUGUUGCAAGGAUGGCUCUGCAAGUUAAUAAUCAGAACAAUGUAAUCAUAGGGACCCCUCUAGUUCAACCCAACGAUGAUCUCUUCUGGUUUGGGCGACCGAGUUUCGUUCUCACUCUUCUACAUUUGACCCUUUUUGUGAAUGCAUUUGAGCUUGCCUUCUUCAUUUGGGUGACGAUACAAUUUGGAGUGAAAUCUUGUUACCAUGAGCACACAGUGAUCAUUGUCACACGAGUGGUGUUAGCUGUGACAGUUCAGGUCCUUUGCAGCUACAUUACUCUGCCCCUAUAUGCACUUGUGACACAGAUGGGUUCACAGUUCAAAAGCAAGGCACUCGAGGAGCAAAUCGCGAAAAUUAUAAAGCAAUGGCAUGCUGAAGUGAGGGACAAGAGGAGAAGACAGGAACAAUCCUUCCAGUCUACUCCGCGGACUUCUUUGUCCGCAGAAUGGAGCCUCAGAAAUAGUCCCAUCGAUUAUUCUUCUCAUCACCGGCCCAUGAAUAAUGGGAUGCCAACUGAAAGCAAUCACUUGUCCAACAGAGGAGAAAUCACUGAAGAAGAACAAGUGGUGGACUCAUCUAGGGUUCCACCACGGACGGGCAUGCUCGAAUUGCCAACAGUGAGGAACUAAAAAUUAAGCAUAUUCAGUGGUGCUUUAUUCAUUUUUCUGAGGAAGUUUUGAGUUCCACACAGUAGUUCACUUUCACAUAUGUUUGUAUAUGUAAAACUGUCCAUAUUAUGGCAUGACUUGCUGACAUUUGUAACACAGCUGAAUCAAAAUUGGUUGUAGAAGGAUCAUGCUUACAUAUGAGAUUUUAAUGUUGUUCCCUGAGUGGACU